Messenger RNA from Balaenoptera acutorostrata (minke whale), 1614 nucleotides. RefSeq names its product ankyrin repeat, SAM and basic leucine zipper domain containing 1 (gene ASZ1). Gene Ontology annotation, biological process: piRNA processing. The record is from RefSeq and is a predicted model, not a curated record. NCBI's taxonomy places the organism in Eukaryota, Metazoa, Chordata, Mammalia, Artiodactyla, Balaenopteridae. Gene Ontology annotation, molecular function: protein binding. The coding region runs from base 1 to 1428 and encodes 475 amino acids. The transcript is spliced from 13 exons. Gene Ontology annotation, cellular component: pi-body.
AUGGCUGCAGGCCCCUUCCGCGGUCUGGCAGUGGCCGGUGGAGGCGAGAGUAGCGAGAGCGAGGAUGACGGCUGGGAGAUUGGGUAUCUCGACCGGCCAGCUCAGAAAUUAAAAGGACCGUUACCCAUUGAAGAAAAGCAUGAAACAUUUAAGAAAGCUUUGACCACAGGAGAUGUUUCAUUGGUCGAGGAGCUCCUGGAUUCUGGCAUCAGUGUAGAGUUCAGCUUUCGCUAUGGGUGGACUCCCCUUAUGUAUGCUGCCAGUGUUUCCAAUGUAGCGCUGCUUCGGGUCCUUUUGGACAGAGGUGCUAAUGCAAGCUUUGAUAAGGAUAAGCAAACUAUUUUGAUAACUGCAUGUUCUGCUCGUGGCUCAGAGGAACAGAUCUUGAAGUGUGUAGAGCUACUACUUUCAAGAAAUGCUGAUCCAAAUGUUGCUUGUAGGAGACUUAUGACUCCCAUCAUGUAUGCUGCACGGAAUGGUCACCCUCAGGUUGUUGCUCUCCUUGUUGCUCAUGGAGCAGAAGUUAAUACCCAGGAUGAGAAUGGCUAUACUGCUUUAACAUGGGCAGCAUGUCAGGGUCAUAAAAAUGUAGUUUUGAAGUUGCUUGAACUUGGAGCUAAUAAAAUGAUACAAACCAAAGAUGGAAAGACACCAAGUGAGAUUGCAAAAAGAAAUAAACAUCUAGAGAUCUUCAACUUUCUUUCCUUGACUUUAAAUCCUUGGGGAGGAAAGCUUCAACAGUUAACUAAAGAAGAGACUAUUUGUAAACUACUGAGAACAGAUUCUGAUCAAGAAAAAGAUCACAUAUUUAGUUCAUAUACAGCAUUUGGAGAUCUGGAAAUAUUUUUACGUGGUCUUGGACUUGAACAUAUGACAGAUUUACUGAAGGAAAGGGAUAUAACUUUAAGACAUCUUUUGACCAUGAGGAAAGAUGAGUUUACAAAGAAUGGAAUUACCAGUAGAGAUCAGCAGAAAAUUAUGGCUGCUCUUAAAGAACUAGAGGUAGAAGAGAUAAAAUUUGGAGAAUUACCUGAAGUGUCAAAGUUGGAAAUCAGUGGUGAUGAGUUCCUCAGCUUUCUUCUGAAAUUAAACAAACAGUGUGGCCAUUUAAUAACAGCUGUACAGAACAUUAUUACUGAGUUGCCUGUAAAUUCUCAGAAGAUAGUACUAGAAUGGGCUUCUCCCCGGAAUUUUACUUCAGUUUGUGAAGAACUGGUUAGUAAUGUUGAAGACUUGAAUGAAGAGGUCUGCAAACUAAAAGACUUAAUUCAGAAGUUGCAAAAUGAACGAGAAAAUGAUCCAACUCGUAUACCGUUAAUGGAAGAAGUAUCUACAUGGAAUAGUAGAAUUUUGAAGAGGACGGCUAUUACAGUAUGCGGAUUUGGGUUUCUUCUUUUCAUUUGCAAGCUAACUUUUCAGAGGAAAUAACCCUAAUAUUUGUUUUGAGUAAUUAUGUAUAUCUUACUCAAAUUACCUAAAAAUGUUGCUUUUAACUGUUUGUGGCACAGUAUAACUACAUUCUUUGCCAACACUCCAUAGGAAAAAUUAUGAUAGCUUACUGCAGAAUGUUUUUCUUUAGAAAGUGUUUUGUCAGUUUGAGUUGACAAUAUAAUU